AUGCCGCCGUGCGCCAGACUUCCAGUCACUAACUUCUCUUCUGCAUAUUCGGACGGAAAAAUGACUCCAAGAAUCGGGUUCCCGUUUUGCUGCUUAAGCCGGAGGCUACAGAUUCCGCGGCUGCUGCUGGUGUGUGUGACCUGCCACGCCGCUGCCAUCGGCGCCUUAUUGCCACCUGGCCUGGAAGGAAAUGCCCGCCUUUUGCAACUUCUCAGUAACAAGUCAAACCAGGAGCAGGGCUAUUGUGAAGCAGAAGCUAGACUAGCUUUGUCUCUCGACUUUUGGACUCUCUCCUCUGAAAACCUCAUAGCUGUGUUGCCAGUUGAUCCUGUUAAAGAAAAUUAUGUUCGUAAAGUGAAAAACUGUGUUUUUUCCAUUGCUUUCCCUACUCCUUUUAAAUCAAGAGUACAUCUUGUGGCAGUUUCCAAGGAAGUUCUAGAAGAUAUUUUGGACCUUGAUUUAUCCGUCUCAGAAACGGAUGAUUUUAUCCAGCUUGUAAGUGGCAAAAAGAUAGUAUUUGGAUCCAUUCCAUUGGCUCACAGAUAUGGUGGCCAUCAGUUUGGAAUAUGGGCAGAUCAGCUUGGGGAUGGAAGAGCCCAUCUUAUUGGAACUUACAUGAACAGGCUGGGUGAAAAGUGGGAACUUCAAUUAAAAGGCUCAGGAAAGACCCCAUACUCCCGAAAUGGUGAUGGCAGAGCUGUACUUCGUUCCUCAGUGAGAGAAUUUUUGUGUAGUGAGGCUAUGUACUACCUUGGAAUCCCAACCAGCAGAGCUGCAAGUCUAGUUGUAAGUGAUGAUGAAGUAUGGAGAGAUCAGUUCUACAAUGGGAACAUUGUGAAAGAACGAGGUGCAGUAGUGCUUCGCGUUGCAAAAUCAUGGUUUAGAAUUGGAUCAUUAGAAAUUUUGACUCAUUAUGGUGAACUGGAUUUACUAAGGACAUUAUUAGAUUUCAUCAUACAGGAACAUUUCCCCUCAGUAGAUAUCAAAGAACCUAAUAGAUAUGUGGAAUUUUUUUCCAUUGUGGUAUCUGAGACGGCACAACUGAUUGCUCUGUGGAUGUCUAUUGGUUUUGCUCAUGGUGUUUGCAAUACUGAUAACUUCAGUUUGUUAUCCAUUACAAUUGACUAUGGUCCAUUUGGUUUUAUGGAAGCCUAUAAUCCAGAUUUUGUGCCAAACACAUCUGAUGAUGAAAGAAGAUAUAAAAUAGGAAAUCAGGCCAAUAUUGGGAUGUUUAAUUUGAAUAAGUUGUUACAAGCUCUAAACCCAUUACUGGAUCCAGGGCAAAAGCAGCUUGCCGCUCAGAUUCUUGAGGGUUAUCCUGUUCUCUAUUACACAAGAUUUAGAGAAUUGUUCAAAGCCAAAUUGGGACUACUUGGAGAAAGGAAGGGUGAUGAUGAUUUAAUUGCAUUUCUCUUACAUCUCAUGGAAAACACAGAAGCUGAUUUUACAAUGACAUUUCGGCAGCUCAGUGAGAUUACUCAAAGCCAGUUACAGGAGCUCAACAUUCCUCAGCAAUUUUGGGCACUGAAGAUGAUUUCAAAACAUGAACUCUUUCCUGCCUGGGUGUCCCAGUACCUUUUGAGACUGAACAGUAACAUGAAUAAUUCAGAUUUUGAAAGAAGAAAAAGAAUGAUGACUAUUAAUCCUAGAUACGUGCUGAAGAACUGGAUGGCAGAGUCUGCAGUGCAGAAAGCAGAAAGGAAUGAUUUUUCAGAGGCCCUGCCUACCACACAGGUCUUCAUCACUCUAUUGUUUGUGUCCAUGAGCUAUGCAUAUAAGUAUGUCUAUCUUCUGCAGCAAGUUCUUCAGCAUCCUUUUCAGAAGCAUUCUGCAGCUGAGAAAGCAGGCUACUCCUCACCUACUCCUGCUUGGGCUAGAGAUCUCAGAGUUAGCUGCUCAUCUUGAUUUGGAAAAAAGAAAUUAAAGAAUACUUCUGUCAUUGAACUUAACAUAGAAUAAUUAAUUUGAUAAAUUCUUAUCUACAUUUUGAUGAAAAUCCUGAAGUUCAUAAUGAUUAUAUAUAAAAAUAUUCUUAACUAGAUAAACUGGACCUAUUUUUUGUAACAUCUCUGUGAUCAUUCCCACCCCCCACCCCCCAAAGCUGCUUUAUUAUAUACUUGAGUUACAGGAAGUUACAUCACAUCUGGGAGGGCCUUUGACAUCAAGAGAUCCAUCCCCUUAACACUGGGUGGGAGAGUCAAACUGGGUGGUGUCCAGUCUUUGUCUGGUCCCGCCUCCAGGGCGGGGCUUUUACCCUCACAGGGAAUCCAGCCGAUGUAAAUUAAGCCAAGUGUAUUCUACCGGCCCUUAACACCUCCCCCUUUUUAAACAUAUUUUUGCAGCUAAAAUCAAAAGCAAAACCUUACAUCAAGAACAAGGCUUUGACUAAAAACUAAUAACAAAUUGAUAUCAAUGCAAACACAAUAAUAAUAGAGAAAUCAAACUACAGCUACGUCAAUAUUCUUGCUACUGAU
Myotis daubentonii (Daubenton's bat) is the source of this 2474-nucleotide messenger RNA. RefSeq lists its product as uncharacterized. Lineage: Eukaryota; Metazoa; Chordata; Mammalia; Chiroptera; Vespertilionidae. The record is from RefSeq and is a predicted model, not a curated record.